AUGGUCGACAUUUCGCAGUUCGCAGAGGAACCAUAUGAUCCUGAUCCUGGAGAUGGAAUGGAUUUUGGCAUUGGGGGAGACCACUUCGACACAGUGGGAGAGGAACUCUUAAGUGCAGAGGAAUGGUACGAGGGCGCAGGGACUUGUUACUCUCAGGACGGCACAACCUUCUUGGACAUAUUCGACGCUGAUGAGUAUGCGGACUGCAGGAAAGAUAACCUUUUUUAUCCUUUUGCAUCGAGGAACGAGUGGGAAGUUGCCAAUUUUCUUCUUUGGUCCUCCCUCAGUAUGGCGGCAAUCAAUGAAUUUUUGGCACUCUCGAUGAUUUGCGAACUCAAACUAUCUUUCAACAACGCUAAAGAAUUACGAAGCCAUGCCGAGAUGCUCCCCAAGGGACUGAGCUGGAAAUGUCAGGUCAUUACCUCAUCCCAUAGCACGAAACACCUGAUCCGACUAUUCUGGAGGGAUCCUGUUGAAUGCUUAGAGAUUCUGUUCAGCAACCCCCUCUUCCAUGAUAAGCUUGACUUUGUCCCUUGUCGCGUGUACACUACUGCAGCGCGGGUUCUGCGUGUAUAUUCGGAGUGGCUGAUGGGUGAUUUUGCUUGGGAUAUCCAGAACCAACUACCUAGAGGCGCUACAAUCCUUGGGACUGUACUAUCUUCCGACAAAACAAACAUCACCACGAUGACCGGUGCCAGGGUCGCUCAUCCACUUCUUCUAGGCCUUGCGAAUAUCCGCAUGCGCACUCGCACCAAACUCUCAUCUAGGGCAUUCCUACUUACAGCUCUCCUCCCUAUCCCACAGUAUUUGCACCCAAAUCAACGGAUGCGGGGCGUUCUUGAAGAUCGCCUCAUACACGAGUGUCUUGUCAUUGUCUUGAAACCGUUGAUGAUAGCAGCCGAGAUUGGGAUCAUGAUGUCAGAUCCGGUGGGCAACCUUGCAAACAUCAAGGCCGACCCCAAUAACCUCAAAGCUUUUUUUGAAGCAUGCGCUGAAUACCGGCUAAAUGGUGUUCAUGCACCUUUCUGGAUGUACUUCUUUCUGACGCCGGAAUCUCUGCACCACUGGCAUAAGGAAUUUUGGGAUCACGACCUUCACUGGUGUCUUGUAGCUGUUGGAGCGCUGGAACUUGAUUUUAGAUUCUCGAUUUUGCAGCCAAUCACAGGCUACCGCCACUUCUCUUGUGUAAUCUCAAAGCUCAAGCAAGUCACAGGGAGAGUUCACCGUGAUGUUCAGUGCUACAUCAUUGGUUUAAUUGCUGGUACAGCCCCUCGUCGUUUUGUAACUGCAAUCUGUGCCCUUAUGGAUGUCCGAUACAUGGCGCAAUCCCCUUCUCCCGAUGAUAACCUACUGACAUCUAUCGACCGAUCACUCUUGGUAUUCCAUCAGAACAAAGAUGUCAUCAUGACAUUGGGCGCACGCAUGGGUACUAAGAAACCAAUCGACAAUUGGUUCAUACCUAAGCUGGAGCUAAUGCAAAGCAUUACUGCUAGUACGCGUAAAGUCGGUGCUCUCAUUCAGUGGUCUGUGGAUGCCACUGAACACGCUCACAUAUCCGAAAUCAAGGAUCCCGUGCGACAUACCAACAAUAACGAUUACGAUCUGCAAAUCUGUCGUCACUUGGAUCAAUUGGAGAAGCUACGGCACUUUGAAAUUGCCACGGCGCUAAAGAGUCAUGUCGUUGAUCCUGGUACCGAAACCGAGGAUGAGGGGGGCGAGGAAGAGGGUACUGCGUGUGAUGAAGAAGAACCAACUGAUCCACGAACUGCGCUCCUAGAGGAGCUCAAUUGUACAUGUGUUACUACUAACUAUUUCAACAGGGCCAAGGAUAUAACUGCUCUGUUGCAUCAAGCUUGCCCGGGCCCACCUCAAACAUUUACCACUGAUAAUGUUGCCAUUCACCUGAACUUCAAUCCGACCCACACCGGGAUGAAACUUGAUGACGUCUCCGACAAUUUCAACCUACCGGACCUCCACCACGCUCUUUCGGCCUUCUUACAACGUGAUACGAGGAACGGAAACAUGACCCAUGGAGUUGGGGUUCCAAGAAGGUCACUUAUCGACCGUCCUCCAAUUCUUCCCUUUGAUCGAGUUCAAGUAUGGCACACUGUUCGCUUACAACAGGUUUCAUACCAUGAUUCGAGUGUUGCCUUACCGGCCCAAACCUUGCACGCCUCUCCUUCAUCCCCUGAGUGGUUGAAAGGCCGAAGGGAUGCUGUCCUUGUGAAUAUUGAUGGACAGUAUGAAUGGCCCCAGUCCGGGUUAAAAGGACACACCAUCUGCGAAUUGCAGCUCAUCAUGCGCCCAAUGCCUCGACAAGGUUCUCGUAUUGGAUGGCGAGAUCAGUACCUGUGUUAUGUCCAUAACAUGAAGAUUGGCGCGGUCGACCCUGUAACUGGAAUGCACGUUGUGAAAUGUGCUAAGCACGCCAAUGGUUCUCCAGUGGGUGAUAUAGUUCCCCUUCGGCAAGUUCGUUCAUUUAUCAACCUCAUUCCUCAAUUUGGGGCAGCAGCGGAUGCACGGCUUGCAGGACCAGAUGCAUACACUUGCAAGGGAUGGAAAUUCAACCGCAGGAAACGAGUCAAGCGGACUGAAGAGUCUGACUCAGAGUCUGAUGAACUGGAGGAUGAUGAGGGCUCGGCUACAGAGAUCAAUGAGGAGGACAACAACAACAACAACAACAACAACAACAACAACAACAACAACAACAACAACAACAACAACAACAACAACAACAACAACAACAACAACAACAACAACAACAACAACAACGAUGACAAUGAUGAUACAGAUAAUGGCGGUGGCUCGAAGCUCAACUAUGAGGGUUCACUCGGGUCGGCAAUCCUUGGAAAAGACAAUCCACUCGAAGGGAGUUGGGAUGGCCAAGACUUUCAAGCUGGAUCAAAGAAAAGACGACGACGGGUGGUGCACACUACCGAGACAGACAUUCAGCGGCUCUUCUAUACCAUACAGUACCACUUGCACAACUCACUGAAGGACGACAUCCCCUACACAUUUGCGAUGGGGGCACGCUACUGGACAGCAGAGUUUUCUACCACUGCUAUUCCAGACGCUUUCAACGCCCAGAAGCCUGAUUUAUCCCUGUUCGACUUCGCACUCCUGAAGGAAAAGAAGUCGUGGGCAAAUGUCCUGGCCUUCGUGGAGCACACCUCUUCUGAUCUUUCCAAGAACAGAGGUUUAGCCGUGUAUUGGGGGACAGCAAUCAAAGCAUAUUUGAUCAUGCAACAACCAUGGCGUCGAUUCGUACUUGCCUACUCAAUCUGCGCGAAUAUGCUUCACGCACAUUAUUUCGACUGCUCUGGUGUCAUCAUAUCCCUUCCUUUCAACAUUCACAAGUCUCCCGGCUCUGUACGCCUCUGCGAUGCAUUAGCUGCCCUCACACUUCCGGAUAACCACUACCUGGGCCUUGAUCCCACUAUUCAUAUGUGUCACGCUGCGUGCAAUGGCACCCAUGUCAAUCUUGCAGAUGGGGCGAUAGGCUGGGUGGAAGACAACGGGGGCAAUGUCUAUUCAAUCAUGGCUGUACUAUGGAAGAGCCAUGGGUUUUUCUGCAGGGGAACGGUCUGUUAUCGUGUUAGAAACAAGGAAGGAGAGGAGUAUGCUCUGAAAGAUUGUUGGGUGGAGGAGUCGAAAAAAAUGCAUGAACCAACCGUUCGGAGGAUGCUUAAGGGUGUUCCUAACGUCAUCAAACUGAUUGAUGAUUGGGAUGUUUAUUACAAGGGGCAGCCUGAUUGCACGGCGCACAUUCGCGAGAAAUACGGCCAGGAUCAACGAGACGACACCGCAUUCUCUCACCAAGCAAUGAUUGAGAGACGAGUCCUACACGGGGACCUCAGUCCCAAUAACUUUGUCAUACAUAAUGGCAUUGGCUACUUCAUCGACUUCGACCACACUGCAGUGUUAGCAGGUACUAUGCCAUAUAUCUCAAUCCGGAUUCUCCAGAGCAUGAGGAAGAUGAUUGAUACCAACCUGGACACCAAUCACCUGAGCAGGGACGAUGCCCCGGCCAAUGCUGUUCAAUGGCUGAUUGAACACAGGCCCUCUGAUGACCUGGAGUCGUUGUUUUAUAUAUUUUUCGAGUUUGUUGUGAAGUAUGGGGGCGCGCAUGGUGAAUUGGCACCAUCCUGGACUCGAGACUCGCUGCCAUGGGUGAGUGCCUAUGAAGCCUUGGGCAAGGCUGAUCUCAAAGGGGCUUUGGGCACCUGCUGUUUCGCAAAAGUGGGGGUUGUCCUGGACCCGACUUUCAUGGUCCAGAUGACAUCAGAUUACUUCUCAACAUUUAAACCUCUCGUUCAGCACUGGCAAGCUUUAGUUUGCCUCGCGAACAUGCCCGACGAGAAAGAGAGAGUGGAGACCACUCACGACAAGGUUCUCGAGGUUUUGACUGCAUUUAUCGACACCUAUGUUGAAGUCCCACCCAUAAAUCCCUCAGCAAAUUCCAAACCUAUUCCCGAGGUAGGGUCCGGGGGGGAUAAUCCUCGCGUAGGUCGUCCUUCAAUUCCCGAGGCAGGGCCUUCAAGACUUCCACUGCGUCGCUCUACCCGGAAUCUUCACAAGUCCCGCUGA
Messenger RNA from Suillus fuscotomentosus, 4587 nucleotides. RefSeq lists its product as uncharacterized. Bases 1 to 4587 code for a protein of 1528 amino acids. The record is from RefSeq and is a predicted model, not a curated record. The transcript is spliced from 10 exons. NCBI's taxonomy places the organism in Eukaryota, Fungi, Basidiomycota, Agaricomycetes, Boletales, Suillaceae.